This is a messenger RNA of Quercus robur (English oak), 1593 nucleotides long. RefSeq lists its product as uncharacterized. The record is from RefSeq and is a predicted model, not a curated record. Bases 1 to 1593 code for a protein of 530 amino acids. The transcript has 5 exons. Lineage: Eukaryota; Viridiplantae; Streptophyta; Magnoliopsida; Fagales; Fagaceae.
AUGUCUGUUACUUCCUCGUCUACUGAUAGCCUUAAUAAGGUUAUAGACGAGUAUUGUGAUGAUACUAGUGAUAGGUCCAGCUCUAGCAGUGCUAGUGAUGAGAGUGGAGGAAGCACGGACGAGAACUACUCUUCUGGGGCCCCUGGGCUCCCUAUUGAAGUCGUCCAAGAACAGCUUAGGAGAGCUUCUGGCUCUCAAGCUGGUUCUCCGUCCAAUCCUACGGACGAGGUAGAGACCGUCUUUAGUUGCGCUGUAGGCGUCCAUUCUAAGACGGACGACCAAAGGUUGAUCAAGUCCCUAGCUUCGUCUGAUAGGAAGUGGAAGACGGAGUUCAUUUUUCUUUCAGGCUUCUGGGCAGGGAACCCUGUGGACGUUGGCAGGGAUCCCUUUCCCCCUUACACUGGGGACUUAGGGAACCUUCGUCCAGAAGCUGCCAAACGUCCGUCCUUGAGCAAAUUUCACCGUGACCGCGUCCACAGGGCUCGUCUACACGCAGAUAGGAGCUUCCAUUCUCUUGUCACGCUUAGACGUCUAGCCAAGUGGGGUUUAGGUCCCGAGCCUUCAGACGAAGCUAUAGCCCACGAGGUUACUGUGCGAAAAAGAAUGUCAACCAUGAAAGAGAUCAAAGGGAAGGAAAUUGCUGGAGAAGGGAAGCGUCCUGAGGGUAUGGCCCAGGAUCGUCCUGAGGGUCAGACGCGUCCAACGGCUGGGGACAAAAGAAAAUUCUUGCCAAAGAGUAUUGACCUGGAAGGGCUCCCCAGUCGUAGAGACAAAAGGGUUAAGCAGGGCUCGUCCAAGGUGGUUAAGUCAAAACCUCCUCAGUCUCAGCCUGCCGUCCAGAUAGUCGACAUGGACUCGUCCACUCCAGUUGAAUCCACUCCGUCCAAGACUCCGCCCAGAACUCCUUUAGCCAAGUUUACUACGCCUGGCUCGUCCCAGCCUUCUACGAACAUUAUUGAGAGCGAAGAUCUGGCUUGGGAACGUUUCCAGACAGCUGUCAAGGACGAGGAUAUAAACAUGUGCUAUAACAUGGGCUUGAAGGAAUUUGAACAUUCAGGCGUCCAUGACCUCUUCAAGGCCAUGUCGAAGUUUAUAGCAGCGUCUAGACAGGCAACGGAGCUGGACAAGACGAGAGUCUUGUUGGAGACAAGGAUUCAGGAGGUGAACGCUGACUGUAAGAAAUGGGCUGGGUUUGCUGAAAAAGCUAAGGACGAGGUCAAAGAGCGUAACAAGUUGAUUGAGGAGCUAAGGACGGAUGCAUUGGAGAAGGAGACGCGCAUUGAUCACUUACAAAAGAUGAACAAUGAGUUGAAUGCUCGUCUUUCCAAGGCAAGAGAGGACGCUGUGGCUGAGUUCAAGUCGUCCAAAGAGUAUACAGACACUUUGGAUCGCAAUUAUGCAGCUGGUUUUGAAGAUUUCAGAAUGGACGCUGUUGAAAACUUUCCUGAAGUUGACUUCAGCACAAUCAAGCUUAACCUUGCUGCUGCCACAAGCUCUCUCCUCCAGACUGGCUCUGAUGACGUCAACGUGGAAGACGACGCCAGUACUCAGCCUCCUCAGGACGAGCCUGCUGUGAAUGCUCCCCCCUCUUAG